AAAGUCGUUAGUUGACAGAUUUUUGUAAAGUCUUACUUAAAAGAAUGGAGAUCACGUGGUAUCCAAGUUUGAAGAGAUCAGAACCAGCCUAACCAGAAUGACACCAAUUCAACAAUCUUAAUAAGUUUUUCUUCAGAUCAUUGUACUCUUCUUUUAAAAGCUAUUUACUUAAAUAAUCCAAAUCAUGUUUAAUGGGCAUUCAGGUCCAGUCUUUUGCUGUUCCCUCAACAGUAAAGGUGAUGUUGCAGUUUCAGGAGGUGAAGAUGAUAAAGCUUACAUUUGGAGGACAAGUAACUAUCAAGUGAUAGGCCAGUUAGAUUUUGAAGAUUCAGUUAUUGAUGUUGGAUUCAACUGUGAUGAUUGUUUAAUUGCUGCUAUUGAUAUGGAAGGAUAUAUCCAAGUUUGCAGCUUAUCAAAUGGUGAACGAAUAUACGAUUAUGACAUUGGAGCUGAUAUCAAUUGGCUUCGCUGGCAUCCUAAUCAACCAGGAACCUUAAUGGUUGGCACUCAAACAGAAGUUUCUUACAUUCUUUCACUUGAUUAUACCACUAAAGAUUUGAGAGGCCCUGGUGCCGACAAUCCAGCGGGAAUAUUCUUCAAUGAUGGACAAAAGGUGGUAACUGGUUACGAAAAUGGUAAAAUAAGAAUAUGGGAUUUGACGGAAUCCAAACCGCUUCAUACAAUUAAACCUCCUUCUGCUCAUAAAGAUGCAGUCAUCUCCUUAGAUGUAACCAAAGAUGAUUCUUUGAUUGCUUCUGGAUCGCUCGACUCAACAGCUAAAUUAAUCAGCACCCAAUCUGGUAAAGUGGUGGCAAAUCUUGCCUGUGGAAUAAGUGAAGAUGAUAAAACAGUCGAUACAUCCAACUCAGUUGAAAGCCUGGGUUUCAAUAAUAUUUAUUCAGUUCUUGCAACAGGAUCACUCAACGGGCAUCUUGAAUUUUGGGAUAUUAGUACUCAAACGAAAAAAUCUACUUUCCAUUGUGAUCAGGGGAUUUCAAAGAUUGGAUGGUGUCCAAAUGUACCUUAUUUGAUUUGUUGUGCUGGUCUUGAUGGCAAUUUAAGAAUCGUUGACGGUAGAGAUGCAUCUUUGGUUUCUACCAAGACUGGACACGAUGACCAAAUUUUAGAUUUUUCAUUUGCCCUCGAUAAAGAUUUAAUAUUAACUUCCUCCGAAGAUGGAACUUGUAAGAUAUUUGAUUACGUUUGACGAAAAUAUAUUUAAAUAUUUCUCUUCGCUUUCUUGCCUAUUACAUUAGAAUUAAAGAUACCAAUUUAUGUUGAAUUGUAGAUAACAAAAUUUA
This is a messenger RNA of Tetranychus urticae (two-spotted spider mite), 1301 nucleotides long. Its product is annotated as angio-associated migratory cell protein. NCBI's taxonomy places the organism in Eukaryota, Metazoa, Arthropoda, Arachnida, Trombidiformes, Tetranychidae. Gene Ontology annotation, molecular function: protein binding. The record is from RefSeq and is a predicted model, not a curated record.